UCUAGUUGGUCAGGGAAUUCCAGGUUUCUAUCUCACGUAUGAUCUUGCUAUCCCGGUAUUAGUGUACAGUACAGUCCUGGCUCAGAAUCAUGAUCAUGGUUUCUGCCCGUGCCCAGACUUCGGAGGUCGUAGGUGUGGUACGAUGAUAUUACUACUGUCGCCAUCUAGACCUGCCCAGGGGUGCGGGAAAGGGGGCUUCGAGAUUGCCAGCACGGGUAGUAAUUCGGUUUAGAACUAUCUGGAUCGAAGUAGGGCCCAAAUGCGGUUCGAGAGCUGGGGAUGAUGACGGACUCUUCAUGGAGAAUUUGUGUUCUUGCUCUUACAUGUCUGCUUCAUGCUCUCCUCCGUGGCAGCAUAAUCAGGUUGUCAACAGCGCAUGCUGGUUUCUCCCCCCGUCCAAAUGAACAGCAAGAGGAGGGAGGGUGGGACAGCGCUGCAAAAAAAGGUUGACGGGCCGACGCUAAGAGAGAGACACAGGAUUGAUUACAAGGCCGCGCUGCCCAGUGCUUUUUCACUCUGGCAACUUGCUUGCCUCUUCCCGGCUACCGGCUACUCUAGUCUCUGUCUGGACUUGGAGCAAGUCAGCCCGUCAGUCAGAGGGCAAACUCCGUGCAUACGCCAUUGUGCAUUGGACUGGCUCUCGGAAAAUCAGGGUUUCUGUUCGGAUGCGAUGCGAUGCGACAGGGGAGAUGGAUCGUCUCAAUCCCCAUGCUUUUCAUGGUUUUUCAGGACAGCAGCAGCCAUGGUGCUUAAUUUAGACUGUAGCGAUGAGCUCGUUGGCAUCUUGGGUUUGGGGGUGACAACUCUGGCUGGCGGGCUUGUUCCAGUGCAAGAAAUCAAUUGCUGACUUGCAUCCAAAACCCAGGUGAUGAUGAGGGAUGGGCUGCUGACCGGUCGAACACAAGCCCCAUGUCGCAUA
Molecule: messenger RNA, 919 nt
Organism: Aspergillus japonicus CBS 114.51
Lineage: Eukaryota; Fungi; Ascomycota; Eurotiomycetes; Eurotiales; Aspergillaceae
Exons: 1
Coding region: 377-847 (156 amino acids)
Source: RefSeq, a predicted model, not a curated record